GGAGGAAGACGGUGCUGUACAAGUCGUACAUCUUAUCAAAUAUUUACGGACCCCGUUGUAUCUUUGGAGUCGUACAUUUUGUCAAAUAUCCGCGGACCCUUGUUGCGUCUUUGUGGAGUCGUACAUUUUUUUGUCAAAUUUCCGCGGACCCUCAGUCAGCCUGCACGCGUGUGGCUGUGUUGGUCGAGCGAGUGGGCGGGGUGCCGCGCCAGUGUUGUACUGUACUUGUGCGUCCCCUCCUGCGGCCCUGGCACACGCCGUGGCUGCGGCGAUGUCGGCCGUGGCGCGGCGCGCGUGCGCUCGCUACGCGCACUGCGUGAGCCGCCACCCCGAGCUCACAGCGCAGCUGGAGAGCGGCUUCCGCAGCCUGUCGUACGUGAUCGCGGGUCGCUUCCCGGACUCGGCGGAGCUCUCCGAACUGGUUUACUCGACAGCAAACCUCCUCAUCCUUGUCAACGACAGCAUCCUGCGCAAAGCCAUCAGACGGCCACUACCUCUGUCGCUGUCCCACGGGCGCCUGAUCACUUGGCUCACGGUGCUGGAGUACGUGGAGGUGUUCUCGGAGAUGGGCGCCGCGCGCCUCUGGGGCCCGGCCGGACGCUGGCUCAUCAUCGUGCUGGUGCAGCUCGCCAAGGCGGUGCUGCGCGCCCUGCUGCUCUUCUGGCACAAGGCCGGGAUCCAGCCGUCCCCUCCCAUCGUCCCACUCGACAGAGACGCGCAGCCCUCCCCGCCGGCACACGGGGCAGAAUGUGAGAGGAGGGACGGAGAGGGCGGGAGCCUGGAGCCAGAGUCUCUCCCCACGGCCCCCUCCACCUUUCAGGGACGCAGAUCUCAGCGCGUCAUCCGCUCGCUCCACCACACCCCCCCUCUGGCACUGCGUGAGUGGGGCGCCCCCCAGCGCGAGGCGGCGGGGGGCUCCGCUUCCCGCGCCCGCGCCGACCAGCCCCCGACGGUGCUGGGGCCCCAGCGUGUCACGGCCGAGGCUCUGCACGUCGCUCGUCCCCUGCUGCACCUGGCGAGCCUGGCGGCGUGCGGAGAGAAGUCGUGGAAGCCGUGGCUCCUCUCUGCCGCGAUGGACAUCACCAGCCUGAGCCUGAUGGGCGACCCCAAGGAGUUGAACACGAGUGAGCGUGGAGAGCUGCGACGUCGCACCCUCGCGUUGCUCUACUACCUCCUGCGUUCGCCCUUCUACGACCGCUACUCGCAGGCGAGGAUCAUGCUGCUGCUCAGGAUCCUGGCCGAUUACAUCCCGGGAUUUGGCUGGGUCGCUCGACCCCUGAUCGAAUACCUCCCGGCCUGGCAAAAAGUCUACUUCUACAUGUGGAGCUAAGGAGCGAGGCGACGGGCGGAGCGCUUGCAUGGCACCGGCAACGUGUCCCGGGAACGGAGUGCGCGAGGGCGCUGUCCGUCCAAACAUCCUAAUGGUUUGAAACAGCCGAUGACGAAUGGUAGCCGGACUCUAAUCGAAAUAUCCUAAUGGUUUCAAACAGCUGCCCAACGAUUUGCACAAAUUGCAUUUGUCUGGAAUCACAUGUGAUUUGAAACGUGAGCGAGAUGCCUUGUAGGCGUUGGUAGAAAAAAGUAAUCUGACAAACGGAGGUUUUCCUGACCAGUGUCGCUUUCACGCUUUCUGAGCUGUGCGGCAAAUGCGCGGUGCGGAGGGCGGUGGUACGGUGUGACACGAGGCACGGUGUGACGUACGUGUAGCACGGUGUGACACGCGGCAUGGUGUGACAUGCGGCAGGGUGUGACGUAUGUGUAGCACGGUGUGACAUACGUGUAGUAUGGUGUUACAUGCGGCACGGUGUGACGUACGUGUAGCACGGUGUGACGUACGUGUAGCACGGUGUGACGUACGUGUAGCACGGUGUGACACGCGGCAGGGUGUGACAUGCGGCACGGUGUGACGUACGUGCAGCACGGUGUGACGUACACGCGGCAAGGUGUGACGUACGUGUAGCACUGUCUGACGUACACGCGGCAUGGUGUGACAUGCGGCAGGGUGUGACGUACGUGCAGCACGGUGUGACACUCUGCAGUGUGACGUACGUGCGGAACGGUGUGACGUGCGGCACCGUGUGCGUCACGCGCGAGGUUCCCCACUCCACCGGGCUGCACGGUGGCCAGUAGAUGUCAGUAUAUCCCAGUGGGUUCACGAACCCGUCUGUGUACACGUUUAAGUGUAAGCCCCUGCGGUAUGCACGGGGGAGUUGACUCUGGGUACUCCUCCCAAUGCUGGAUCCCAAUACCGGACACCAAUGCUGGACCCUUCUGAAAAAGCCUCGAGGCUCGGGGAGGCCUUGCAUUCCGCUGUCCAUGCGCCGGUCACGCUGGGCGCUGUUGCUGCCCUCUUCUGAUGCCCUUGGGGUGGCGACGUGGAUCAGCGGUUUGAGGUUCAACCCCGCCGCCGGCCGCCCCGGUUAACACCGUCGGUGGUGAACCAAAACGUACAUGCCCUCUGGUGCACAGCGGACGUUAAAGAUCGUUCGUUGUGUGCCGGUGGCGUCACGGUCAGAUUUUGGCAACUUUGGAAAAAUUACCGGAGCAAAUUACUGUGCUCGGUCGAGCAGAGCAAUAGCAACAUCUGCCACCGUACUCGCAGAUACCCCAAUUGCAGGCCAGUGCUGCCAUCAGCUUUUACCGCAAAGAGAGAGCUCACUCCGACUCUGUGACCGCUGCAGUGCCUGGGCGUGGCUCCGGGCGACGGUCCGCGGUGUCGCGACUCGCGGUGUCGCGACUCGCGGUGUCGCGACUCCACGGUGUCGCGACUCGCGGUGUCGCGACUCGCGGUGUCGUGACUCGUGGUCUUGGGGCGUGACUGCCGUGUGAACUGCGGCGCCCUGCUACAGCGUGCGUGUGUUCCACGCGUUCACCACAACACCGACGGUGGAGGCGGUCCGUAGCGGUCGAGGUUGCGCCGGUCACAAUGCGGUUGUCGCAAGCUCAAACCCUGAUUGGUGGUCGACACAACCAAUAAUUCCUCCGGGGUCGAUAAAACGGCUACCGUCCCGUGCAGAAGUCGACGGUGGUCGGUCGUGCUAUGGAUAGACUCUCCCCCGUCAUAGAAAUGUUGAAUUUCCAUAGCCGGCGAAGGGUUUUCGACAGGAGACGCGCACCGCCUCAACGCUCAGCUGAGUAGGAAGUCGCCCUCGAAUUUUAGUUUUGACCUCACGUCGUUAGUCACGAUGUCCGGCGUUUCGCCCCGCGUCCCGAAGCGAAACAUCGGACAUCGUUCCGAACAGCGCGUGGCGGCACAGCUGUAAAAACGCAUCUGAGAGAGCGUUUGGCCACCUGCCUUAGAAUCGCCUUGCCGCCAUCCCAGCAGCUGCACGGGGACGGUCGCCAGCCCGUGAGUAGCUCCGGACACGGCAGCGGUGGCGGCCACAAGGGAGUGGGAUUGGGGAGCUGGGUGUGUAGGCCGUGCCAAUUCGGCCUCCCCGGCGUGCCACCAGCGUCACCCAUGCUCCACACCGAGUCGCCACGAUUGCCCGCGAACGAACGAAUGGCAAGAUUGGCGCGACAGGUUUUUAAUUCACAACGAACAUGGAGCCUUCUCGUGGUGACGGCGAUCUCUAACGCAACCGAUAGCCGCGCCGUUGGGCGCCCGCGUGCAAGGCUGACUGCGUGGACGUGGUUGCGAGCGGCUGACGAGGGCCUCGCUCAAUAAACUCCUUUUAUACGGUCA
Molecule: messenger RNA, 3685 nt
Organism: Petromyzon marinus (sea lamprey)
Lineage: Eukaryota; Metazoa; Chordata; Hyperoartia; Petromyzontiformes; Petromyzontidae
Gene: PEX16
Product: peroxisomal biogenesis factor 16
Biological process (GO): peroxisome organization
Cellular component (GO): peroxisomal membrane
Source: RefSeq, a predicted model, not a curated record